Orbicella faveolata is the source of this 3797-nucleotide messenger RNA. RefSeq lists its product as uncharacterized. The record is from RefSeq and is a predicted model, not a curated record. Lineage: Eukaryota; Metazoa; Cnidaria; Anthozoa; Scleractinia; Merulinidae.
CGAUUUUUUCAACACAACUCCAAUGUUUCUUUCGGGGAGGAACACAGGCUACGUGUUAUCCAGUUGAUAGCGUUAUUCACCCUUUGAACAUUCGGAUGCCCUGUUAGGGGUUAAAAAUUAAGAUAUGAUUGAGAUAUUUAGAUCGGAUAUCCCGGAAUGUCAAGUAGGAAGAUUGCAAAUUUUGAAAAUUGGAUUUAAUGCUGGGAGUACAAAACAAAACAAAAAAAAAACGAUAAAGAGGUAACGUUGAGCCAAUCACGAGCAAAACGCUUUCCGUUGACAUAAUAGAACGUCUGCGUUCACUUUCAGGUUCACUUGCUUUGUAGCUUUGCUGUCUGCUUUGGAGCUCCGGGAGUUGAGCACGUUUGCAAACAGUUAACCGUUUUAACCAGCUCAAGAUGACUGAUCUGGUUUCCUCGCAAAGUGGACCAAAGAUGUUGGUUCUUCUUAUGUCUCUCAUGUUCAUGCAAGCAUCACUACAGUUCUGUGAAGGAACGCAUCCGGAUGAUCAAGGAAAACUGGAAGAUCAUUUAACGUACCUGCACUAUCCCCAUUUUCAUUUUGCUGGGAGAUUUCGCGCAGACACACCGACACUGAACAAUUUCCCAAAUCUGUUCAACCCGGAGGAAAUCGCUCCAAGCGAGACACAACCAAGUGCUGACAACUGGAAUCCUAUGGGGAGUGGGGAGUGGACUGUAGAAGCUGAGGUGACCCAUGUGUGUUACUCUGACUAUCGGUGUGUGGGAAAUCUACCUGACGAGCCGCUUUGUGAGACUGGCAUUACAGGAGGGGGCACGAGAGUCCCAGCAAAGCUUGUUGACCUGGAUCCACAAGCGCACAAGUUUGCAGAAAUCUGGGGCUGGAGGAUUCUUGUUGGUGAAUAUUUUUCAGCAGAUUUUCAACCUGCUCCGUUCCAGUAUCGUUGGGUGAAGACAGCCAAUUCAUCGGGCGGUGAUGAAGACCAAGCGGCAGCGGGGCAGUCACUGCUGACAAACAUCAAUUGGAAUGAGACCAAUACAAACAAGUCAAAACUUUUGCGGGAGUUAAAGGAUAAAGCUAUGAAGACCAGUGGAAAGCUAUCUAUUCGAUUCAACAUGGAUUCAUUCAAUGAGGUCCCACAAGAACCAUAUUUUGGCUGGGGACGAAUAACUGGUACGAUUGGUCUGGCUACUCCUCAAUCCCCGCCGUUUUCACCUGGUGAAAGAAUGCUGAAAGCUCAAAUGGAGGGUCUCCAAGACGCCCCCUUUGUGUUAAACAAGCAAGACAAAAAAUUGACUGUUGAUUUCGGGAAUAGCCUGCCUAUCAUGAAAAACGGAAGCCACAACGUGACCUUUAUAGGCCAGCUACUUGUGGCAGUACCAAGAGCGCUGGCUGAUGGUAACAAGCCUGUCUCCUGCACUGAUGAUCUGCAGACGCUUGGCAUGGUUCUUUACCGUAUAGAGAACUGGUAUAAAAACUCCGCCGGUGUGCACUCGUUUCCGCCAAUCGGGGUUUUAUCAGACGAGGAAAUAAACAGACUUGAGAAUACACCCCUUGUUAUAGCAGAGGUCGAAGGAACAUGGCCGGCAGUACAAUGUAAAAGGAUCUUGUUUUCUGAGGCAAAGGAUGGAGUUCAAGUUCAUCCCUUUACACCGUGGGUGUUGAGAGCCGAACCAGGCGAAGAUGUUGAGAUAUCGUUUCUGGUGACGAAAUUUGGACUCCCAUCAGCCGGAACGGUGAUCCAUAUAACACAAUUUGUCUGCCAGCACAUAUUUUAUGAAUAUGGUGGACCUCCAAUUGCAACAGAGCCACUUCCUUUCCCUACUCAGGACAUUACAACCAACCAAUCAGGAUUGGCCACCAUAUCAUUCAACGCCCCUGAUCCUUCAAAUGCAAGGAAAUUCAUAGAUGGUCAGCUGUAUCCAUACCUCUACUGGGCAGUGAGUAAUCCAAUCGACCCUGGACAGACUUGCAAUGGAAGCAAUUUCCUGAACCUUCUCAACUCGUAUUUUAUUAUUCGAGUUUUUGACGUUCAUAACUACCGAGAUCCUCCAACGUGGAAUGAAGAUGUGUAUCCCAUUUUCAAAAAGUACGCCAAUUUGUACCCCGUGAUGACAUUCAACUAUGUCGAUCUUGGAAACUACUAUGAAGUUACAAAACACCUUUUUCACAUCAAUAUGACGAUGCGACUCCCAAUUUCCCACCCAAAUCACAUGCCUGUGACGCGCGACUUAUCGAGAGAUAAACGUGACAUGAUCUUGAAAUGGCUAGACCGUCCUUGCCCCGGAGACGAAAAACACGAUUUUACACUUCAUCGGUUACGGCAACACCUUCAGACUGCCUUAGAAAUCGAGCAUGCCACUAUACCAACUUACCUCACAGCGCUGGCUACCAUCAAAGAUAAUUACAAUACCGAAGUACAAGAUAUCUUCGGACAGAUCCUUAUUCAAGAAAUGUUGCAUUUGGCCCUUGCUGCGAACCUCUUGAACGCAGUCGGUGGAGAACCCGUGCUGUUUUCUGAAAACUUUAUACCUCUCUAUCCCACCCGGCUUCCCGGUGGAUUAAUGCCACAAUUACAAGUCCCUAUAGAAAAGUGCUCCGUUGCCCUCAUUAACGACAUCUUUAUGGCAAUUGAACAACCUUCUGUCACAGCAGAUUUUGAUGAUACAUACGCUGAGAGAUCUGAAGCACAUGAUUCGGAGGAGGCCAUCACCCCCGGAGCUGGUCAACAGCAACCCCUUAAGGUUACAGGGCAGUAUAAAACAAAAGAACAUUCUUCUAGGAAGGACAUGAAGAAAUGUGGACAUAUUCCGUCGCAAGAGAUGAAGGGGGGCCACAGCUACCCUGGAGAGCUGACAAAGCCAAUAUUUCACAAACACUACAACACAAUAGGGGAAUUCUACGAACACAUUCUAAAUGCUUUGACCUUUUUGACUAACAAUGGUACAAACCAGACCAUAUUCUCCGGAGAUAAGUCCAAGCAACUGUCAUUUGAUUUUCACUUUGGCCGUUAUGGAAGAUUAUUCGCUGUAACCGAUUUCGAAAGUGCAAAGCGAGCCAUCGAAGAGAUUAUCACGGAGGGGGAAGGGAGCUCACCUUGUAAUCCACUGGACUGGUCAAACAACAAAGGUGAUCUAUCCCAUUACUUCCUGUUCAAGUCCAUUGUUGAAAGGCAUAAGAUAAAGGUUUACAACAUAAGCAGUGAUUCGAAUUCUGAGUCCAUGCGGUUCUUCAAGGUCUGUCAGGGGGAGUAUUUCUUCAAUGGAUCUGACAUUUUCUUUGAUCCGGAUGGUGUGUGGCCCAUGGUCAAUAAUCCCCGCCUGAGAAAGUUCGUACCAGGCUCUCAAGCAGACGUCUUGAACAGAGAAUUCAACAGGCUUUACACAAACCUCCUCAGAUCCCUAGAUGUAGCGUUUAAUGGCCACCCAGAAAAAUUCGGUGAUGCAGUGGGAUUAAUGUUUUCAAUAGACAGGCAUCUGAAGAGGCUUGUCCGCACACCACUGGAACAAGAUGGAGACCCAACAGUAGGGCCGAACGCAGGACCAACCUUUGAGUUUAUUCCUGAUUAGGCGCUGUAUCAUAAAAGGGUGUGACAUAAAUUUAAGACUCAUUUACUCCGGAAAUGUUCAGCUUGAAGCAACAGCAUAGUUGUUGAUGCGUGUGGCAUGUAAUGCUUUUCGCGUGGUGUGUGAUUUUUUUCGUGUGGUGUGCGGCGUGUUGCGUGCAAGGUGUGACGUAUUAGCGUGUUAAAGGAGCUACGUUGAGGUUUGCGCAUCUUGAAAAGGUGAGCCUAAACUUUUCAAGUUCGUCGUUUGUAA